AUGGAUCAUUCUAUAAUAGAUGAUAGGGUUUUUGAACUUAAAAAUCAUCCAACAGCACAGGAUAUUGAAUCGAUUCUAAUAUCAAUUCUCAAUAAACCAUCAGAUCUGAAUACUAACUUCAGUUUAGUUACUACGUUGUUGAAUUUUACCAUCCCUGAAACCUACAAUUUACUUCCAGAUACAACAAAAGAAUUAAUUAUAUGUGUAUUCAAAUCCGUAACUGGUUUAGGGAACUUAAUCAGUAAAAUUUCUUUGCUUAAAGAUAAUUCAAAAGGUCAUGAUUCUUUUACUUUGUUGGAAACAUUGAUUCUGAUUCUUACAAGAUGCUUUGACACAGGUCUAGUAUCAAACAUGGCACAGUCAACAAAAAGUCCUUCAGAAAUUAAAGAAAUAGAUAAACUAUUAUUCAAAGGCAAAUGUUUUGCAAUAGUGAAUGAAGUUGUUUCAAAUUAUGAUAUUCAUUCUCGUAAUCAAAUUUUUACAUGUUCUGAUAACUAUGUGGGAUUCUUGAAUAUUGAAGUAUUGGCUUUGUUUAAAGAUAAUAUAGACAUAAAAACAAUCAAUGUAUUUAUUGCCUCAUUGGGUUCAUUUAAUUCAAGUAGCUCGGCACAGUAUCUUGAUUUAAUGUUUAAUGAAGGUAAUUGGCCUUAUGCAUUAAAGGCUUUCAAGUAUAUGAAGAGAUUUGAGAAGAAAACUUUUUUGUUACGAUUGAUACGAAAUUUCUUGACAAAAAAGUAUCUUACAACGAAUAUUUCAAUUGAAAAGUUAUUAUCGUUAGCUUUCGUAUUACACCCAAUGAUUGAAAAUGACUUAGUAGAUGAAAACUUCUUAAAUAAGAUUAUUGCUAUAGGUAAUUAUGAAGCUAAUUUGUUAGUGUCUAUUUUGCUUUCAAAUUCACCAGAUGAUAAUUUCUACCAAUUGAUUUUAACUCUACUCAAAACAUGGGCAGAUGAAGAUCUAAUGAAAAGUGAAGCUAUUUCUUUGCAGGAAUAUAGAACACAUUUGAUUAUUCUGCUAAUUUCACGCGUGAAGAAAGUUAGCUUUACCCAAGAUGUGCUCAAAAAUCCUAUUUUUUUAAGGGCCAUUUCGAACAGACUAAGUUCGUUUUCAAACAAUGUAAAAUCUUUAGGUGUAAUUUUAGCCGAUAAGGUUUGUGAAUUUGGAGGACAUGAAAAGAUAUUUCAAUUAGAUAAUAUUGAAGGUUAUGAUUUUUUAAUCAGUAAUGAAGCCUAUAGGUAUAAAACUAGCGUUGAGAAUAUGACAAUUGAAGAAGCGUGGAAUUAUUUGAAUGAGCCAGAAGUCAUUGAAAACUCCACAGAUUUAAAUAGCGAUAAAUCUGAUCUAGUUAAAAAGGUGCAAACAAUAUCGAUAUCUAAAUUGGAUUCGGAUGAUGAAUCUGACUUCGAAAGUGAUGAAGAAGACGACCCAACUAUUUCUAGAAAACCUUAUAUCGCUAAGCCAUUAUAUAUAAAAGAUAUUCUUGAAUAUCUUACAGUCGACAGUAACCUGCCUCAAGCUUAUGAAAAAAGACGUUCAGCAUUAAUUAAUGGACCAACAUUACUAAGACAAAAAUCAAGCUUUGGUAAUGAAGUAUCAUUCUAUGCAGAAGAUUUGGUCACACAACUUGUUGGACUAUCAAAUAACUAUGAAGAUAAUGAUUUUGAGGAUCUUAGGCUAAAUUGUUUAAUAGCUAUUAUUGCGGCUAAUCCAUCUUGUACUUUACAUUUGUAUCGACUACUUUUGACUGGUGAUUAUUCUUUAAAGCAACGUAUGUGUAUAUUAUCUGCAACUUCUCUCGCAGUUAGAGAACUCAGAGGGUUUAAAGAUGAAGUUGUGACACGGUCUUAUAAUGAAAAGCAAUUUCCUUCAAAGAUAUUACCUGGUUCUCUCCACAGUAAGUUCUUAUCUUUGGGGCUGGAAGACGACAAAUAUAUAGGUGAGAAAAGAAUUAACCCAGCAUAUGAAUCGCUACAAGGUGAGAUAAUGUACGAUGCGUCAGAAGAAGCUCAAAAUAAACUCAGCGGUGGAAAAAUAUUACGUUUGUCAAGCAAUUUAAAGAAAAAACCAAAACAAGAAGUUAUGUCCCCUAUAGUUAAGAACUUUUCCAAAAUAAUUGGAUCUCAAUUUUAUUUGCCUCUAGUUAGUAUUUGGUAUGAAGUUGGUGGGCAAAUUGACAUUGGGCACUAUUCACCCAUUCUCACAGCACAUUAUAUAAAAACAUUGGCCCUCUUAUUGCAUGCAGCAUAUCCAACUGCUAUUAAUCUAAAUGAUAUGAUAAAAGAAUUUUUUCUGAUAGUUACACCCCUUAUCCAGAAAAUCAGUUUGGAUGAAUUGCAAAUAAUUGAAAGCAUUGUUACUGGUAUUUUAUUAAUUUGCGAUAUUCUGGACGAUCAAUACUUGAUGCUGUACUAUCAUAAUGAAAUAGACAUUUUUCAUAGGUGGUUGUCAUUAAUAUGGGAAGAUCUUAUCGAUGAUAGAAUCAAGAGCUUGUGCGCUGGUUUACUACUUAGAGUAAAUGAAUUAAACGAAAAAUUCGAGAGAAUCUUGUUAGAUCAAAUGAAUAGCAUUUAUUAA
Debaryomyces fabryi is the source of this 2574-nucleotide messenger RNA. RefSeq lists its product as uncharacterized. Lineage: Eukaryota; Fungi; Ascomycota; Pichiomycetes; Serinales; Debaryomycetaceae. Gene Ontology annotation, cellular component: cytosol. The transcript has a single exon. Gene Ontology annotation, molecular function: Hsp90 protein binding; telomeric repeat DNA binding. Gene Ontology annotation, biological process: protein stabilization; telomere maintenance via telomerase. The coding region runs from base 1 to 2574 and encodes 857 amino acids. The record is from RefSeq and is a predicted model, not a curated record.